UCGCUGCAUCUCAGCCUGCUACCCCAGACGUUCUAUGUGAUCCAGCUAAAACCUGGGGAAGCGAUCCCUGAUAAAUUCCUGUCACAGUUGGGGAGCAGCAAUAGCACAGCUCUGUUCUCUAUUACCAAGAACGUAGACGAAACUACCGUGGUGGGCGAAUAUGACUCAAAGGCGGAUAUUCCAGAGACAUACGCAGAUUGGAGAUGCAUCAAGAUAGCUGGACCGAUGGAUUUCGGGCUGGUCGGUGUCAUAUGCAGUUUCACCAUGCCUCUCAAGGCGGCAGGGGUACCAGUUUUCGCCAUUUCCACAUGGAACACGGACUAUAUUUUGAUUCCCAGAGAUAAAAUUGAGAUUGCAAAGAGGGCCCUAGAGGACGAUGGCUGGACGUUCACGCAGUAG
Gloeophyllum trabeum ATCC 11539 is the source of this 399-nucleotide messenger RNA. RefSeq lists its product as uncharacterized. Gene Ontology annotation, biological process: regulation of intracellular signal transduction; cellular response to L-arginine. The transcript has 3 exons. The annotation marks the transcript as partial. The record is from RefSeq and is a predicted model, not a curated record. Gene Ontology annotation, cellular component: cytosol. Lineage: Eukaryota; Fungi; Basidiomycota; Agaricomycetes; Gloeophyllales; Gloeophyllaceae.